UGAAAGAUGUGCCGUGCCGAUGUGCGUCAGCGGACCAAGUAGCCGAAAACCGAGCAUAACAACAAAAUGUGAAGGAAUAACUUUGUGUUGGCUGUGUUUGCGGUGAAAUAAAAGCGGUUUAAAUCUUCACGUGUGUGAAUUGCGACUAGAGAUCGCCCAUGCAACUUUGUUCGUGAUGUGAAAUGUGACGCUCAUUAUUGUGCAAAACUAGUUAAAGAGAUGGCGGGUUUAGAGCGCGUAAAUCGCGAGCUAUUCCCUCUUCGUGACAUUUCGUCUGUCGUUCAGCUUUUUACCGACGAAGUUGAAAAAUCAUCAGAGCCUGAUUUAGCAUUAUUGUCCAUCGUCGGUGGCGCUGUCGAGAAUUCACUGACAUGCCAUCGCUCCCCCGUAAUGAAGGACGCGCCUGUCGAGACGGACGACGAUUCUGGUGGAGAGUUCGAAAUUGAAUACCACAUCGUUGACGCUCUGUACUCCCAGUUCCGCUCCAUCAUUUUGGGUUCCGUCGACUUGUCUGCAUACGGCGACAGUAAAUAUGCAACCAGAGAGCUCGUCAAAAAGGUGUCGGAUGUCAUAUGGAACUCCCUGUCAAGAAGUUACUACAAAGACAGGGCCCACCUUCAGUCCAUAUACAGCUAUUUGACAGGAAAUAAGCUGGAUUGUUUUGGAGUGGCACUGGCUGUUGUUGCUGGUUGUCAAGUGCUGGGGUUUAAUGAUGUUCAUCUGGCAUUGUCAGAGGAUCAUGCCUGGGUUGUAUUUGGAGAGAAUGGCGGAGAAACAGCUGAAGUCACCUGGCAUGGUAAGGGCAAUGAAGAUAAACGAGGACAGCCGAUUGGAACUAGUGUUGGAUCACUAUCAUGGCUGUAUGUUAAUGGACAACCAGUAAUAUGUGACCGAUAUAUGGAAGUGACAGCACUUGUUUCCUCUAUCAAUCCCUCAUUCAACAUGACGACUGACAUAAAGGAAGUGGCAGAUUUUCAGCAGCAGCUGAUGUGGAUGCUGUAUGAUAGAGGAUAUCUUCAACGAUAUCCCAUGGCCCUUGGAAACUUAGGAGAUUUGGAGGAAAUCAAUCCUACCUCUGGACGUCCUCAUUGUUCAGAUUUAUUUUCACAAGCUGUUGAUGCUUCACGAAAGUUUUAUAAUAACCAACAUGUAUAUCCGUAUACAUAUCAAGGUGGCUAUUACUUCAGACAAAAGAUGUACAAAGAGGCCUUAGGAAGCUGGGCCAAUGCAGCUGAUGUACUGAGAGAGUACAACUAUUCUCGAGAUGAUGAAGAACUAUACAAGGAGCUCAUGGAUAUUGCCAAUGAACUUAUCCCUCAUGUAAUGAAAGCUGUUGGUUCUGGAAUUGAUGCUCAUUCAAUCCUCAAAGAUCCAGAAUGUUUUGCACAUCUCUUGAGACUCUAUGAUGGUAUUUGUCAAUGGGAAGAAGGUUCUGUGACUCCUGUAUUACACAUAGGCUGGGCAAAACCACUUGUUAAUACUAUUGCUAAAUUUGAUGCAUCUGUAAGAGCUCAACUUGUGAUUGAUCUUCAAGAUGAUUUGGAUGAAGAGCACUCAUCUGAGAAAGAAGAUAAAAACUCCUCAAGAUCAGGCACUGCAGAUUCGGGAAAUAUGGAGAAGACAGAAGAGCCUAGCAAAGUUGGUGAUAAUUUAAACAAUAACAACUAUACUAAAGCUCUGGAAAGUGACUCUGCUCAAAGUCCUAGCAAUGGAUCAUCUAGUGCCUCUGUGCAUCCAUCAAUUGAAGCGUUAACAGCAGCUUGUUCUGAAAAGAUUCUCAAUCCUGAUUUCCUCCUUCAAGGGGAUGGUGAACCAUUUGUAGCUGGUGGCAAGGAUGAUUCAAUUACAGAUGUUUCAGAAGUUGACACAGCGUUGACCAAACCAGCAGGAAAGAAGACGGGUUCAAAUGGUUUCCAUUCCGUUGUUUCUUCAGCAACUGUUGAAAGCACCCCUACUCCUGCUAAACUAGUGGUCAAAAGGAAAUCGAAUGUUAAUUUUGUGUCAGGUCUUUCACACACAGAAGAUGGUAGACCAAAGCUCACUUUGGGCAGCCGUAAAAUGUGUGGACUCAAAGAUCUCCUCCUUUCAGAGAAACUGAAUACUCAAGCUAUUUCUCUUCAACUUACUGCCCAGUCUCAAGUUCAGGUUGGAAGAAAAACUCGGUCAGGUACACAGGAUGUUUCAACUGGAUCGAGACCUAAACGAACACGAAGAGAAUAGAAAGGGUCUUUCAGUUCUUUUCCAGAAACUAAAUAUAAAUCUAAAACUACAAUUUUGCUAAUGGUGUAUUUUUAUCAUGCUGCGUAUGUUAUGUUGACUGGACUGGUUAAAAGAUGAAGGUAUUCAUUGUUUCAAGUCCUUGUAAUGUGUUUUCUCUGUCAUGAUUUUUAGCACAUCUAACUUUUUUAUGUGUGAAUCAGAGGGUAAGCGUAAUGAUCCCCUUUAAUUAACCACCCUUUUUAAGAAAAACUUGAAACUGUGGCCUUUAUCAGAUUUUAAUGAACUAGCUAAAUAUGAUAUCUAUUCUUUAAAUAUUUUUUCUGAGAUGUAGAAUGUUCAAUGUACGAUGCCGUUGUGUUUGUAGAGAUCUAAAGGCCUUGUUGGUUUUGUUGUAAAUUUUGUAAUGUUUCCAAGCUAGCAUUUGAAAUAAGCAUUAUUUGAGAUGGCUAGAGACAAAAAAUGAUGUCUUGUUGAGUUAUACACAUUAAGCAUCAGUCUGCUUAGUUACUGUGUAUGCAUUUUCCUUGUGAUUAUUUUAUAAUUUCAUUGUCAGUUGUUAUGGCUAAACCCUUAAAUGUGUGUUUUAUCAUCUGUUACUAUGCAGGGUGUUGUAGUGAUCUUGAUGCAAAGAGUAAUAUUUUGAUAGUUACUCUUUGUCCUUAAAUUUCUUUAGAUAUAUGUAGUAUGAAAUCCGUGAAAGAAUAUUAUACAUAUUAGCAUUGGAGCAUUGCUAAUUUGUAAUGACACAUAGUUGCUUCAAAAAUUUCUGUGUCCUUCAACUGAUUUGCUUCAUGUAAAUUUUGUGUAGGUAUUACACAGUUUGUGUGUUAUCCUGGUUUUUAAAGGAAAUUUAGUAUAUUUAAUCAAGCACACAUGUGUUAUUUGAUGUUACUGUUCAUUUGCUAUGUUACGUUAGUAUUAUCAUUCUGUAAUACUCCAUGACGCUUGAAUCACUCUAACAUGUAGAUUGUUGUCUAUUUGUUUUUUGAAGGAAAUUUAGAUGCAGUUAUUUUGAUAUCCAUGUUAAAUAGUGUUGUGGUUCACCUUUCUUUUUGGUUGAACUCCCCCCCCCCCUUUUUUUUUUGGGGGGGGGGGGGGGGAUGUAAUUGGUUUUCAAAAUUCCUACUUAUGUAAAGUUUCUCGAGAUAAGGAGCAUAUUUUUCUUUUGUCUGCAAGAUGGAACUGUAUGUGUGAUGCUGGUCAUCACCAGGUUUUAUUUCUAUUCUUUGACAUUUCUCCUUUGCUAUGUUACAUGAAGAGAGCUGUGCGUGCUUUCCUGUAAGGGGAAUGUAUCACUAAUUUGCUGAAAGUCAUAAUGGGGGGUGGGGGGGGUAUGAUUUUUGAUCUUUAGCUUGUGUUUUAGCAGCAUUAGUAGAAUAGUUUGUUGCUGGUUAAUUUAUUCCCUCAAUAUUUUAAAACUGUCAUCUUUAUUGGUGUGUAAUUUAUUUUAUCAAACAAAACCUGACAUUUCUGGAGGUGUUUCUUUGCGUCUUUUCUUUUUGUUUUGAACAUUGUAGUCAGUCAUUUAUGAAUUUGACGGGUUGAUUUGUGUGUUGCCUGUAUUUUAGUCACUUUUUAUUCUUCGUGUUUUUAUGGACAGUACAAAUUGCUCUGGUAUGAUUUUUAACGUACGUUGUAGGUUGUGGGUAACUUUUUAAAAUCUAAUGUGUAUGUGUUAUGUAUAGUAUUACAUAUAUUUGUAUUCAUGGUGAUCAAUUCAUAGAAUGAAUCUGCUGUUCAAUCUAUUCAAGUAGUAAUUGUAUUAAAUAACAAGGUAACUUUAUGGUCAACCAAGUGAAAUUUUGUUUUGGUAUUGAUAAGGUAUUGUUUUGUUUAGAAGUACUCUAUGUACAAGAGGAACGUUAUGAACGGCACAUGAUAAUGAGACUAGCACUGGCCGCUUCAGAGUGCUACUUGUUGUUAUGUUAGGGCAAAUAUCUGGAUUCCUUAGAAAAUAAUAAAAUUCGCCAACCUUAGAUAGAAUAUGGCAACUGGCAACUGCAA
Molecule: messenger RNA, 4224 nt
Organism: Frankliniella occidentalis (western flower thrips)
Lineage: Eukaryota; Metazoa; Arthropoda; Insecta; Thysanoptera; Thripidae
Gene: Mnn1
Product: menin
Exons: 7
Coding region: 220-2220 (666 amino acids)
Biological process (GO): negative regulation of cell population proliferation; negative regulation of cell cycle; regulation of transcription by RNA polymerase II
Cellular component (GO): histone methyltransferase complex; nucleus; chromatin
Molecular function (GO): chromatin binding; Y-form DNA binding; transcription cis-regulatory region binding
Source: RefSeq, a predicted model, not a curated record